AUGUCCCGUCUGGUUCCUUACUUAGUCACCCCUGAACCUAAAUACAUAGCGCGUUUUAUUGGAGGCCUAGCACCAGAGAUCAAAGGAAAUGUCAAAGCAUCCAGGCCUACCACAUAUAGGUCCGUGGUGGACUUAUCCUUAUCCCUCACAUUAGAUGCUAUCAGGAAUAAGUCUGUUAAGACUUCUGAUAAGGGAAAAAGGAAAAGGGAAGAGGAAAGUUCCCAUCAUUCAGACAAGAAGAAAAAGGGGAAUUCUGAGCACAAGAAAGGUACCGAGUUCAAGAAAAACUCGAGUCAGUCUGACAACAUGCCUAAGUGCAGAAACUGCAGAAAGCGUCAUUCUGGGAAGUGUACAAUGGACCCACAUGCUAAACUUUGUGGGAUUCGCAAGACGAAGGGUCACAAGAUGUUAGAAUGCAAGGAUUUGAAAAACAAGACUUGUUACAGCUGUAACGAGAAAGGGCACAUCGAAACCAAUUGCCCAAAAUUUGCAAAGAAGCCUGAAGAGGCUAAAAAGACGAACGCACGAGUCUUUCAGAUGAACGCCCAGGAAGCGGUACAGAAUGAUAAUGUGAUAACAGGUACUUUCCUCAUCAAUGAUGUUUAUGCUAGAGUUUUGUUUGAUUCUGGCGCAGGUUAA
This is a messenger RNA of Helianthus annuus (common sunflower), 639 nucleotides long. RefSeq lists its product as uncharacterized. The transcript has 2 exons. Gene Ontology annotation, molecular function: nucleic acid binding; zinc ion binding. The coding region runs from base 1 to 639 and encodes 212 amino acids. The record is from RefSeq and is a predicted model, not a curated record. NCBI's taxonomy places the organism in Eukaryota, Viridiplantae, Streptophyta, Magnoliopsida, Asterales, Asteraceae.